Molecule: messenger RNA, 3364 nt
Organism: Notothenia coriiceps (black rockcod)
Lineage: Eukaryota; Metazoa; Chordata; Actinopteri; Perciformes; Nototheniidae
Gene: zfp64
Product: zinc finger protein 64 homolog (mouse)
Exons: 6
Coding region: 178-2154 (658 amino acids)
Biological process (GO): regulation of gene expression
Cellular component (GO): nucleus
Source: RefSeq, a predicted model, not a curated record
AGUAAACUGUUUUUGCCAUUGAUUUCCAAAACCGCUGAAUUUAAUCCGUUUUGAAGUAUGAUGAAAGUUCAAAUAGUGGCUGUCUGCAUCUCCACUCUAGCCGGUACAGUUUAACAUCAUGGAGGACGUCGUGAAUGCAUUGAAGAUGAGUUGAUCUCCAGCAAAACAAGCUCGAAAAUGGCAACAUACCACACCGAAGGACAUUCUGUUGUUGUGGAGGUGAGCCCAGACAUCCAUAUAUGUGGCUUCUGCAAGCAGCAGUAUAAUAAUUUCGAUGUUUUUCUUGCCCAUAAACGAAAUGGAUGCUCUUUACCAACCUCUGACACAACAGCCAUCACUACAGCAGCCCCUCUCACAGAUUCCAGUGCUGAGUUUGUUUUCGAGGAAACCUACCAGACCUGCGUUAUGAGAGGUGUCAAAAAGAUCCUGACCAAAGCACAGAAAACACCUUCCAAAAAAUUAAAACCUUCCCUGACUUCAAAGAGACACAGCUGCUGUUUCUCAGGUUGCACUUUUAAGACGCAGUAUGGACAAAAAGACAUGGAGCGGCACCUCAAAACCCACACCGGUGAGAAGCCCUUUGAAUGUGAGCUGUGCCACAAGCGCUUCAGCCGGCGGGACAAACUCAACAUGCACAGCCGCUCACACACAGGCGAGAAGCCACACAAAUGUAAACACUGUCCCUACGCAGCAGCAGACAGCAGCAGUUUGAAGAAGCACCUGCGGAUCCACUAUGACGAGCGGCCUUUCAAAUGCCAGAUCUGUCCGUACGCCAGCCGCAACUCCAGCCAGCUCACCGUACACCUCCGCUCACACACGGGGGAUGCACCUUUCCAGUGCCAGCAGUGCGAUGCAAAGUUCAAAAUCAACUCCGACCUGAAGAGGCACAUCCGGAUUCACUCGGGCGAGAAACCUUACAAGUGUGACUUUUGUGAAUAUCGCUGUGCCAUGAAAGGCAACCUGAAAUCUCACAUUCAGAUCAAACACGGCACCGAGAACUCCUUCCGCUGCGGCCACUGUGAUUUCCAGUGUGCCAGCAAGAACGCUCUGCGGCAACACUCGCGAGAGCACCAGCCCAUUCAGCCCAUCCAGUGUUCCAAAUGCUCUUACUCCUGCACCAGCAAGGGGGCACUCAAAGUCCACGAGAGGAUCCACUCAGAGGAGCGGCCUUUUAAAUGUGACUUCUGCAGCUUCGCCACCAAGCAGCGCAGCAACCUGGUCAUCCACAAGAAGAAGUGCCACUCGGACAAACCUGAGAAAGGAAGCAGUGGGAAAGGUGUUCGAGGAGGAGGAGGAGGGAAAACUGGAGCUGAUUCUCCAAAUCCAAUCGGCUCCAGGUACCGGGCUAAACUGGAAGCGGCCCGAGCUUUCUGCUGUGACUCGUGCGACGCUUCCUUCGUGAGGGAAGACUCCCUGCGGAGCCACAAGAAGCAGCACAGAGACGCUCAGAGUGUGAUGCAGCUGCAGCUCCCCACCCAAACUGAAACAACGGCACACAGCAACUCCCACCUUGACUCUCCUUACAGCAGUGCACAGCUCAAAAUCAUUGUAUCCCACCCUAUGAGUCAAGAGAACUCCUUAAUCCCAGCUGCUGUGGAGAGUCAGCAUAAAAUGGUGCUUCUAAGCCCGGAGAGCCAGGACAUGGUUGUGAACUCCAUGAUCCAUCAGGUCAACUUGCUCACGCCUAUGCAACCUCUCGGGGUGCCCUCGGAGACCACCCUCGAGCCCCAGACGGUCCUGUUGACGACCAACGACCCGCUGCACCAGGCGCUGCUGCACACCGCCCUCAGCGCUCAGGACCCCAUUAGCUCGCAGACUUUCAUCACCACCUGCUCGGAGCUGGAGGGCCUCAACGCUUUGAUCCAGGAGGGCGGCACCGAGGUAACCGUGGUGACAGAGGGGAUACCCGCCAUGGUGACGACUACAACUCCAACCACCUUGGUGUGUGAUCCAGCAGUUAAGGUGGCGGAGAGUGCCUUACACUGUGAGGAGGGUGCGUUACUGGUGCCGAACAUCAGCCUGGGAGGACAGAACGUUGUGAUCCACGGCGUCCCAAUGAUAGUGUCCGCUCAGCCUCAGCAGAGCACUAUAGAGCAGCUCUCUUCUCACACACUUUACUCGGACACACACACGCUGGAAGGCCUCCCACAAUGAGGAGUUUUUUCUAAGACUAUGAAGACUUUAACUGCUUAUAAGCUAUUUCUUUGCCAGUAAGAACUCUUUAGGUCACGGGACAUUAACAGUAACAAUUUUUGUUUCUAGCUAUUUUAUCAUCAAUCACUAAAGUAACAAUAAUGCUUACUUUGGACUUCAUUAUUUCAGCUUUUAGAAUAACUUAAAUGUUGUCAUAGCGCAGUAGUUCAAUCCAAAAUGUCAUCAUGUGUAACACUGAAUAACUUCUGAGGAUAAAAAGUGUAUCAGGGUUCCCACACGUCCUGAAGAAAACUGGAGAAAAUGUAUCCGAAACUUAUUGCGCUAUAACGGUCUCCUAUUUUCCUUUUUGCUGACAACUAACUUUAAACUAUUGAUCACAGCUUCCCAAAAUGAAUAACAUUGUCACCUGAAUAGGCUAUGUUAUGUUCAGAAUCAUAUUUAUAUACCUUUUUGAAAUGGUAGUUUAUGGAAACGGGGCAUUAAAAAUAGUCUGCUCUUGGUUAUGAGUGUGGAAAUGUUGUGAAAAUCCCCCCCAAGUUAAACACAUCACAUGCUAGCUGGUUGUUAAAUGUUAAAAUGAUUACCAUGUUUGAUCCAUUCUCUUAAAGUUGACAUGAUAGGUAGCUUAAGAUAUGUAAACAUCAGUCUAAAUCUGUCAAUGUGCAAAAUUGAGGGGGACUAUUUGUGUUAGUGGUUUUAUGACUGUUCAUAUUCAGCAUGUAAGGGAGGAUUUAGAGCAUAAGUUAUAGCCAGUUAUAUUUUUUAAUCAGAUAUCAACAGAGGAACAAUUUAGCGUAAGUGGGAACCUUGGUAUUCAUUUGGACAAACUUUCACACAUUCUUUGUUGGAGGGGAAUUAUUGGAGUAAUCGAAAUAUAACUAAACCUUAUUUCAAUGUUAUUAGGUUUUUUUUAAGACGAAGUUUAAUGUUAGGCAAUCUAAAGAAGAAUAAAGCCUGAAUCAAAUGGACACAACUUGAAUUUGAAUUAAUGUCUUUGAUGGAUGUCUCUGCUUUGUCCACUAGGUGGCAGUAGAGUGCUACAAGUGAAGUUUACUCUGAUAUUGAGUGUUGUAUUGACUCUAAAUUAUUCUGUAUGUGUAGUCUUUUUUCUCUUUCAUUCUGAAUCUAUAAAGUAGAUUUGGAGAAAACAUCAGAUGGCAAAUCAAGGUCUUACGUUUAAAAGUCAAGUUGCUCUCUUGAUAGAUUUUUC